AUGAAGACCAAAAUACAUGGAGGCAGGAUUGUCGUCGCUAUUGAUGUUUUCUUCUUGAAUCACCAUCAAUCAAUCCAAAGCCAAAACCAACGCCAAGUCCAUCGAUCACAAAUGGCCUCUUCUUCUCUCCUCACUUUCCACGCCCUCUUCCUCACCUCGCUCAUCGCCGCCGCCAUCUCCACGUCCGCCGCCUCGGCCGGCGGCAUCGACGGGCUCACCUGGAUGUCCGCCGCCGCCGCCUCCAGGGCGGGCCGGUGCGAGGGGUCGAUCGCGGAGUGCAUGGCCGAGCAGAACGGCGAGUUCGACAUGGACACGGAGGUGAACCGGCGGGUGCUGGCGACGACGCAGUACAUAAGCUACGGGGCGCUGCAGCGGAACACGGUGCCGUGCUCGCAGCGGGGCGCCUCCUACUACAACUGCCAGCCCGGCGCGCAGUCCAACCCUUACAGCCGCUCGUGCUCCGCCGUGACGCAGUGCCGCGGCUAAGCGAAACGAACCCACCGUCGAUCUAGAACUUCAAGUCUUCUCGGUUCCCUCUGCUUAAUCGACUUGCUCUAUCUGUCUAUCUAUUCUGCCAAUGCUGUAAUGUCGCUCUCGUUAUGGAUUGACACACCUGUGUGCUUGUUCUAUGUUCUUAUGCAUCUAAUUUUCAGGUUCCAUUCUAAUUUGUGUGCUAA
Molecule: messenger RNA, 677 nt
Organism: Syzygium oleosum
Lineage: Eukaryota; Viridiplantae; Streptophyta; Magnoliopsida; Myrtales; Myrtaceae
Product: rapid alkalinization factor-like
Exons: 2
Coding region: 1-486 (161 amino acids)
Source: RefSeq, a predicted model, not a curated record